CUUUUUUACAUAAACAAACAUGAGAAGAGCAAAGUCUAUUUAUGAAAAAAAGAAUAAUAACAGAAGAAGGUCUUGGUUCAAUGGCCCAUUUUUUAGUAUGUUCUCUUCUGAACCACCUUCGCCUGAAAGAAGACCGAGUUUAGAACUUAAUAAGCAACGCUCCCAGUCAUUAAAUGAAGAGCGGCCUUCUUUACGACCAAAGAUAUCCCGGAUAUUAUCGAAAGCUACUAGAAGACACCAUAAGAAACCAUCAUUAGAUACACCAAGUGUACAGGAUACUCCUGAACAUCAAGAUACACACGAAGAAAGCGAAGACAAAGACUUGCUGCAAAGACAUUUAUUAAAACCAGAUGAUGAAGAGGCAGAUCGCAUUCAAUUAAAGAAUGACCUGGUCAAAUUGGCUUUUGAAGGUGAAUUUUCUUUGCCAUUUGACUAUCGAGAUUUAGAUUAUGCUAGAAUAUUAGACGUUGGAUGCGGACCAGGCUCAUGGUGCAUUGAUCUUGCUCAAAAAUACCCAAAGAUUGAAGUCAUUGGCGUAGACAAUGAUGACAUGUUUCCUUUAGCCCACGUUUUACCACCAAACUGUCAAUUAAUCGUCUGUAACGUACUCAAUGGACUGCGAGAGUUCCCUGAUGCAAGCUUUGAUGUUAUUCAUAUCCGAUUCAUGGUGCUCUCGCUCACCACACCUCAAUACAAGAAGGUAGUAAACGACUGCUGGCGGCUUUUGAAACCUGGAGGAUACAUUGAAAUACUCGAAACAGACUUGAUCAUCUAUUCUGCAGGGCCCUUGACACAAAAGAUGAACCACGAGAUGCUGGAACUAGCCAUUAAUCAAGGAUAUGACAUAAGGGAGCAAUCGAGUAUGUUGACCAAGAUCGUUCCCGAUGAAGGAAUAAAUAAGCAAGUAAAAUAUAGAUCGAUACCCAUUGGAGUAUGGGGAGGCAGAAUUGGAGUACUUUGUAGAGAUGACAUGAUCAACAUGUUGACGAAAUUUCAGUCUGCUGUACAAGAACACUGUUACAAAGAAAACAAUACGUUUGAUCAAGACAUUUCGGUGGUCAUUAGAGAAAUGGACCAAUAUAAAAGCUUCAGCAAUUAUUAUUUCUACAGCGCUCAAAAACCAAUUCUUACACCAAAUACUAGCACAAGCAAUAUUAGUAGUAUUAAUUAUAAUGCUAACCAUAGUAUCAGUGGUAACAGUAGUAGUAGCUAUAGUAAUAGUGAUCAUAAUAGCCAUAAUCAUAGUAGUAAUCAUAGUAAUAAUAAUAAUAAUGAAAAAAAGCCAAACAGCCUAGCGCCUGUUAUUAUAAACCCAAAAUCACUUUAAUUGUACAACAACAGCGAUAAUGAUAACAACAGCAAUAAUACUACUAAUAAUAAUAAUAGUAAUAGUAA
This is a messenger RNA of Rhizopus microsporus ATCC 52813, 1395 nucleotides long. RefSeq names its product S-adenosyl-L-methionine-dependent methyltransferase. Bases 20 to 1327 code for a protein of 435 amino acids. The record is from RefSeq and is a predicted model, not a curated record. The transcript has 3 exons. Lineage: Eukaryota; Fungi; Mucoromycota; Mucoromycetes; Mucorales; Rhizopodaceae.